Cuscuta europaea is the source of this 851-nucleotide messenger RNA. The record is from the annotation of a GenBank genome assembly. Lineage: Eukaryota; Viridiplantae; Streptophyta; Magnoliopsida; Solanales; Convolvulaceae.
GUUAAAAUAAGACAUCUAGACGGUUCAAAGUCAACAUUUGCAUUCAAAAGAGCACAUAAAGUAAAUAGAUUAUCGGUAUAUAUAUGCACACAUUCUUCGGUCACAAAUCAAAAGAAUAUUUGGAACCGCGAAUAAAAUUCGAGCUAAGAUCGAUCGGAGAUUCAGAGAAGAGAAAUACAGUAUAAUGGAAGGAUUAAUCCCAUAUCUGCUUCACGCAGUCAAGAAGCAAAAGCCUCGCCAUCAUCACCACACCCUCGGCCGGUGCCUCUCCGACAACUCCAACCGGAGCUACCACCUGCUGAUCGGGCCAGAACCCGGCGAGGGCUCUACCCAUCGGAGAACAGUCUCCGACUUCCACUCUCCUGCUAUACUUGAACUUUUUCCUGAUCAGAGCGCCGUCAGCAACAGAUCCUCUGCUCAGUCUGCUGCCGGCGGCGGGUCAGUGAUGUCCCCGGCUGCCGAUCCAUCAAAAUUACCAAAUAGCCACAGACCCAAUUCCAAUAUUUUAUCUGCUUCUUCCACAAGCGGCUAUCAAGCUUCGUAUUCAACGGCCACCGCGGUCAAUCACCGACGAUGAAUUCAAACUCCGGCUUGAUCGCCGGCAUAUGUAAAUUUUGUAUUCCGUGCUCUGUAUUUCAUCACCCACUUUCCAAACCGUGUGAUAUUUGUAUUAAUUUGACUUUAUUAUGGAUGUAUAUUUUCAUUGUACUUUUUGGAUGUAUUUGAGUCACUACUCAAUCUCAUUUUUUAAUGUGUUAGAUUUAUUUGUUUGCUACCUUUAUAAAAUUGAAAUGUGAUUUUCGUAACGCUAAUGCCCUCAUGACACAGAAAAUAACUCAAGGUCGUGUACU